Molecule: messenger RNA, 1392 nt
Organism: Amorphotheca resinae ATCC 22711
Lineage: Eukaryota; Fungi; Ascomycota; Leotiomycetes; Helotiales; Amorphothecaceae
Exons: 4
Coding region: 1-1392 (463 amino acids)
Molecular function (GO): hydrolase activity, acting on carbon-nitrogen (but not peptide) bonds
Source: RefSeq, a predicted model, not a curated record
AUGGUCUUAUAUACCAACGCCACGAUCGUGACGGUCAAUACGAGUAGAGAUGUCAUCCUCGACGGAGCCAUCCUUGUCCAAGGAGACAAAAUUGCUGAUAUCGGCAAGGCCGAAACACUCAUUGAAAGAUACCCCAAGGAGGAACUUAUCGAUCUUUCAGGGCGCAUUAUAAUCCCCGGCUUGAUCACCACGCAUAUGCAUACCGCUCAGACGUUGCUACGGGGAGCUGCGGAUGAUUUGGAGCUGGUGUCUUGGCUAUGUGAGAGGAUCUGGGUGCUUCAGGGAAACUUCACUGCCGAAGAUGGGUAUGCCGCCGCGAGGAUGAGUAUCGCUGAGAUGCUGUUGUCGGGGACGACCUGUUUUCUCGAGAGCAUGUUCGCCGACAGAUAUGGAUUCGAUGGUCUUUGUCGAGCUGUCGAAGAGAGUGGUAUCCGGGGAUGUCUCGGAAAGAUAGUUAUGGAUAUCGCAACUUAUGCCAAAGACCCAGCGUGGGCCAUGCAUCCAGGUCUUGUUGAGGAUCGCGAGACGUCCCUACUCGGGGCCAUCAAAAUGUGGGAAAAGUGGGAUAAGAAGGCCAAUGAUCGGAUCCGAGUCUGGUUUGGAGCGAGGACUCCUGGUGGCGUAUCAGAUGGUCUCUAUAAAGAGAUGGCUACUAUUUCUAAGGAGAAGAAUAUUCCAAUUACUAUGCACUGUGCAGAGGUCAAAGCGGAUAGAGACUUCUUCGAGUCUCGGUCUCACACCCCGAUGUCAUACUGCUCCUCCGUCGGUCUCCUUGGUCCAAGUACUGUCUUGGUGCACAUGGUACAUCUUGAUGAUUCCGACAUAUCCAAACUAGCAGAGACAGGAACCCACGUUGCCCACUGUCCCACAUCCAACGCGAAGUUAGCAUCUGGGAUCUGUCGACUCCCCGAGCUUCUGGCUUCAGGCGUCAACGUCGGCCUAGGGACCGACGGAGCACCAUGCAACAACACGAACGAUCUCCUGCAGGAGAUGAAGCUCGCGGCCAUAAUCCACAAAGCGAAGAGCUAUGACCCGACCAUCGUCUCUGCCGAGCAGGUCCUCGAGAUGGCCACCAUCAACGGAGCGAAAGCACUGGGCCUCCAGGAUUCCAUCGGCAGUCUGGAGGUUGGGAAGAAAGCUGAUUUCGUGGCGAUUGAUAUGCGGCGUGUGCAUCUGCAGCCUUACUUCUCACCCGUUAGUGCGGUGGUGUAUUCUGUCACGGGCAGAGACGUGGAGUUGGUGGUUGUGGACGGGAAAGAGGUGGUGAAGGGAGGGAAGCUACAGACUAUGAAUGAGGAAGAGGUCUGGCGAGAAGCUGAGAAGAGGAGUCACGAGGUUGUGGAGAGGGCUGGGCUGACCGAGAAGGUCAAGGGACGAUGGCCUUUGCGGUAA